GAGACUUUAUUAAAAACAAGAAGGACACCAUCGUUCACGUUAGAGAAGAAAUCAUCGGUAUUUUUAUGAUUGAGGCAUUGCAUCGUUUAUGAGUCACAAUCAGCUGGACAUAUAUUUCCAGGAUGAGCUAUGAAACGUUCCCUGCGAAUCCCCACAACGAGGCGUCUUACAAUCAAUCCAACCUCCCUCCAAGGUACCAGAGACCCCCUCCCUGGAUUCCUCCAAAAGAAAGGGUUGGGCACCCAGACUACGACAACAACCUCUCCAAGUUUCUCCUUCGUUCUGUUAAAUUCCGAAGAUCAAAGUCCAACGAACAGUUGGGGUUCAGUAUACGAGGCGGAGCCGACUAUGGGUGCAGGAUAUACAUAUCUGGGGUGAUCCCAGAUUCAGUGGCUUACAGAGUUGGUAUGAAGCCAGGAGAUCUCAUUCUUAGUAUCAACGGCAUCGACUUCUCUAAUGUAACAUAUGAUGAGGCAAUCAAGGUCUUGAAGAAUCUUGAUGAAGUAGAGGCAAGACUGAAAUAUUGUCCUUAUGGAUAUUACAAGACUUAUGAGAAAACGGGGGAAGCCCCACCUAUUGAGGAACAUUGAUAUACGACACCUUGCCUUAUACUUUAUCGAGUUGAACGUGACUCACAACAAAACCAUUUAUGACUAUCACCACUGAAAUUACUUUUAGAUAUUGUCUCAGUGUUCAUUGCAUUUUUUUAUAGUUUAUGUAGAGGUGACACUGUCUACUUGCUAUACAGAGUCCGUAUAUUCGAUAUAAGUUUGUUUUGGCACAAGUUAAAAGCAGGUUAAUGGGAGUUAUUUUUUUCACAUUUGAGGACUAAAAAGGUGAAUGGUUGUAAAUAAAUGACAGCUAGAUUGUUUAUGGUCAAACAAUGUAAUCACUGCAAUAUUGAUUUUGAAGUGCAUUAUUUUCUUUGAUUUAUUUCAUUUUUUUUUUUUUUUUUUAAUACUUAUUUAUUCAUUUUUCAUUUUUAUUCUAUUUAUUUAGUUUUUGCAUUUUAUUUGUUUAUAUUUUAUUAUUUUUUAAUUAAUUUAUUUAUCAAUAUUUAUUCAUCUAUUUAUUCAUUUGUUUAUUUAUCUAUCUAUUUCAUUUGAUUUUACUAUUUUAUUAUCUUUUUUUUGGGGGGCAUGACCAUUGUUCAAAUAUAUAGAUGAAUUAGUGUUCAGACUGUCAAAAUUUUCUAUUUAUAUACAGUACUAUAGAUUAAGUAUCUCUUCAUUAUAUUUGGGACAGAGUUAUUGUUGGAGACCCAUUCUAUAAAUAGAUAUUUUGAAUUCUGUCAGGGUGCUGUGUUUACUGCUUUUGUAUGUCAACUUUAGAUAAUUACUAACAUACUUCCCCCUAUUGAUGGCCAAUAUUUGUCACAAUAACUCCGAUAAUGAUAGUUUUCAGGAGUAUCUCUUUGUGUCUGCCUACCCUAGGAGCUUGAAGUAGGCAAUAUGUAUUUAGGUUGACUGGUCAUUUGUUUUCACGUAUUUGUCUGUUCUGUGGUAACUAACUCAAAAAAUAUGUGAUUGAUCAACUUCGAACAUGGCACAUUUAUGCAGAAUAAGUGACAAUCUCGCUGGCCGGGGUGACUACAACCCCCUCGGGGCCUGGGCCGUCGACUGUGUGAUCAUGCGGGAACUCAGCACUUGUGCCGUUGCAUUAUUGACUUUUUUUAAAAAUUCUGUAUAAAGUUCACUGAUUACGUUGAUUAUUUAUACAUACAUGUAACUUAAGCCUGAAAUCAGAAUGAAGAAAUACAGGUCCAAUUUGAUAUUAGGUCUAGUGGCCUUAUCAAAUUUACAAUUAAAAAAAUUAUUAUAUAAAAAAUUAUUUUUCAUUUAUUGUAUGGUGUUAUUAAAUUUUGAUAUAUUUUUGAAAUAUUUUUUUAUUGAGGAUUGUUGGAAGUAUUCUGAUCAUAAACACAUGAAAUUAAUUGAUUUUAAUCAGUGAUAGUAAAAAUAAUUAUGAAUUUUGGUUUAGAAACAAAUUUGCAUUUGAUUUAGACAUGAAAUAAUAUCUGCUAAAAUAGAAUUAUUUAUAGUAAUAUGAUAAAGAGAUACCCUCUGCCUAACAUUUUUAUGAGUAUGUAAAAAAUACAUUGCUUUGGUAAAUGUUUCAUAUAUUUUUGUAUUGUCCUUUUUAUGUGUAAAUUAUUGAAUUCUACUUAUUUUAAUUUCAAUUGUAUGUACAUUUUUUACAGCACAUAUGUAUGAAUUAUUCAGAACGAAGGUUAUAUAGUAUGAAGUAUGCAAUUCAUUUAUGUGAUUUCCAAUUAUGAAGAGUUAUGAAGCACUUGUGGUAACUAAAGCAUCCAAAAGCUAACACACUUGAGAAAGACAAUCCAUAUUUCUCGCUCUAUCCCCAUGUUUUUCAUCAUAUUCAAUUGGUCUACUUCUGAGGAAAUCUAAUACCACAGGGGCUGAACCCAUUUAGUCUACACUCAAUUUGGUCUAAUUGCCAUUUGGUCUACACUAUACUUGGGCUUAUACCCAUUUUAAUAUAAUUCUCAUUUAGUCUAAUGCCCUCAUCUGAUCUAACUUCCACUUUGUCGACUGAUUGCUGCACCCUUUGUCAAAUGAACAUUUGAUUCAUGAAAAAGUUCAUCUUACCAUACAGACUGUGUGUUGUUGGAUCAAAUGGAUAUUGGUCCAAGUGGGUAUAGCCUAACUGGAAAUUAGACAAGAUAGUGAAUGGGCUAUAUGGCAGUUAGACCAAAUGGAAAGUAGACAAAUUGGGUGUAGACCAAUUGGUAAAUUAUCAUAUUAAUAGGUGUCCGAGAUGGCCACUUUCUUAAUUCUCGGAUUAAAUAUGCCCAUUUGUAGCGGUAUUCAAUUUGAUGAGUAUAUUCAGAUAAAGCUUAUUCAAACAAAAUCUGAAACCCUAAGUGAUUGCUUGACAUAGCAACACUCAAUUCGUACAAAUUGGUUAUAAAAAACCAAGCUCUGUCGAUUGUAAAAAGAGAGGAUAAGAAUUGUUUGUUCCAAGGUGCUCAUAGCUGGAAGGUGCAUGCAUAGAUUGGAAAUUUAUUGUUAAAUAUGUUCAUUCGUUAGGAAUGUAUUUUGGAAAUAAUUGUCUGUGAAGCUCAUACACUCUAGUUCCCUUUUUAUUCAGAGUUAUAUAUUUUCAUGUCACAGAGGAUUUUGAACUUCUGUAUUUUCAUAUUUUUCUUUAAUUCUAUGUUUUUCCUGAUUUAAAAUGUUGAAAACCAAUCAUUAGAGCUGAAAUCAGCAGAUUAAAAGAUUUUGUUUACUCUGUCCACUUUUUCUUGAUCUAUUCAGCAUGUUUUACUUCUGAGAAUUCAAUCAAUAUUCUCAAGCUAAAAAACUAUAUUAUACAAAUUGAACUGUGCAACAAUGAAAUGAACAAUAUGUAACUUGCAGCCAAGGAAAUAUGUAUUCUGUCCAAUUUAGUAAUAAAAUUGCAUACGUGCAUGUACAUGUAUUCGUAUUUAUUCAAAAAUCA
Messenger RNA from Lytechinus pictus (painted urchin), 3462 nucleotides. RefSeq names its product PDZ domain-containing protein 11-like. NCBI's taxonomy places the organism in Eukaryota, Metazoa, Echinodermata, Echinoidea, Temnopleuroida, Toxopneustidae. The coding region runs from base 123 to 590 and encodes 155 amino acids. Gene Ontology annotation, molecular function: protein binding. The transcript has 6 exons. Gene Ontology annotation, cellular component: cell-cell junction; synapse; basolateral plasma membrane. Gene Ontology annotation, biological process: maintenance of epithelial cell apical/basal polarity; neurotransmitter secretion; protein localization to basolateral plasma membrane. The record is from RefSeq and is a predicted model, not a curated record.